This is a messenger RNA of Pogona vitticeps (central bearded dragon), 3356 nucleotides long. The record is from RefSeq and is a predicted model, not a curated record. Lineage: Eukaryota; Metazoa; Chordata; Lepidosauria; Squamata; Agamidae.
GGGAGGGGACUCCCUACCCCUCCGCCCCCCAAAGAGGAUGCCUGGGCCAAAGGGGUCCCCUGCCCUGCAACCCCCAGCACAGCCGCAGUGGAGGAGAAAAGAGCCCCAGGGAGGAGGAAGAGUUGGCGCUUCCUUUACUCUAGGAGGGGAGGAACGAGAGGUUGCCCACCCAGUCCUCUGGCACAUUCCCCCCCCCACGUUGGAUCCCCAGAUGUUCUUGGAGGGCUACUACCAGAAGCCUUCUUUCCUGGCACCCCUUCUGGCAGAGCCUCCCUCCCUCCCUGGGCUGCUGCUGCCUCCCCUCCCCUCGUAGUCCUUUCUCUGGAGAUGACCCAGGAUCUCAACCAGGGCACUUCAGCUCACAUCGGCACCCUCCUAGGCAGAGAGCCAGAGGGCCUCCCGGAAGCCAGAGGCCCUUCUCCUGGGGCCCUCCAGGGCCUUCUAAGCUCGCUGAAGAGAAAGCAUGGCUGGGGGAAGAAUCCAAGCGCAGCCAAGCAGGGAAGCAGAUCACCAGCCCAGAGGCUGUGAGCAUCCAGAUGGCAGGCUGUAUUCAAAAGGCAUCCCUUCUCACCACCACCACCACCACCACCCCGAGAGGGAGGAAGGAUAACAUUCCAGGUGAUGUGAGCCCCGGGUUUGUAAGGGCUGUUUUCUCUUUGGGACUCCCUCAGACCCUUCAGUACUUGCAACAGAAUGCCAAGGAAAGGGCAGAACUGGCCGCAGCCAAUCCCGUGUCGAGCGGCGUUGGCGUCACCACCCUCUCCAUCUCUUCAGCCUCCCCCAAAAUGACCGUUCAGGAACUGGAAGAAUUACGGAAGCAGCUGGGCACGGUCACGACCACCUCUGGCAUGCAGCAGCCUCUUGAACUUGUGCGAAAGGCUCUCAGAGAGAAGCAGAAUAAGAAGAAUUUUGGGCAGCCGAUUCCAACCUUUCCUGCCUGGGUGUACGAGAGGCCGGCUCUGGUUGGGGAUUUUCUCACCGGCUCCAGUUUGAGCACAGAUACCAUCGUGCCUAUAGGAACGUUACCGUUGGCGGCCCAAGAGUCUGCAGUGGUGGAGGACUUGUUGUAUGUUUUGAUUGGAGUGGACGGCAGAUAUAUCACAGCCCAGCCGCUUGUGGGCCGAGAGAACCGGACCUUUUUAGUCGACCCCAACCUGGAUAUGUCAGUGAAAGAGCUGGUCACUAGGAUCCUUCCAGUUGCUGCAAGUUACUCCAUCGUAACCAGGUUCAUAGAGGAGAAGUCUUCUUUUGAGUACGGGCAGGUGAAUCACGCUUUGGCGGCAGCCAUGAGGACCCUCAUCAAGGAGUACAUGAUUCUCGUCACUCAGCUGGAGCACCUCCAGCGCCAGGGCCUCUUGUCCCUGCAGAAGCUCUGGUUCUACAUCCAGCCCACCAUGCGGACUAUGGAGAUACUAGCGUCCCUCGCUACUUCUGUUGACAAAGGUGAGUGCACAGGAGGGUCUACCCUCAGCCUGCUCCACGACAAGACGUUCAACUACACAGGGGACAGCCAAGCCCAGGAACUGUGUCUCUACUUGACCAAGGCGGCCAGCGUCCCCUACUUUGAGAUCCUGGAGAAGUGGAUCUAUAGAGGUAUCAUCAAUGAUCCCUACAGUGAAUUCAUGGUGGAAGAGCAUGAGCUCCAGAAGGAAAAGAUCCAGGAGGAUUACAACGAUAAAUACUGGGAUCAGCGAUACACAGUUGUCCAACAGCAGAUUCCAUCUUUCCUCCAGAAGGUUGCAGACAAGAUCCUCAGCACAGGGAAGUAUUUAAAUGUGGUCCGGGAAUGUGGCCAUGACGUCACCUGCCCCGUGGCCAAAGAGGUCAUCUACACCCUGAAGGAGCGGGAAUACGUGGAGCAGAUCGAGAAGGCCUACAACUACGCGAGCAAAGUCCUGCUGGAUUUCCUCUUGGAGGAGAAGGAGCUCGUGGCCCACCUCAGGUCAAUCAAGCAUUACUUCCUGAUGGACCAGGGUGACUUUUAUGUCCAUUUCAUGGACCUUACGGAAGAGGAGCUGAAGAAGCCGGUGGACGAUAUCAUUCCCACUCGACUGGAGGCUCUACUUGAGCUGGCGUUGCGGAUGAGCACGGCAAACACAGACCCAUUCAAAGAUGACUUAAAGAUUGACCUGAUGCCUCAUGACCUCAUCACGCAGCUCUUGCGGGUUCUGGCCAUUGAAACGAAGCAAGAGAAGGCGAUCAUCAAUGCGGAUCCCACGGAGCUCUCUCUCAGCGGCCUAGAAGCCUUUUCCUUUGAUUACAUCGUUAAGUGGCCCCUUUCUCUCAUCAUCAACAGGAAGGCCUUGACGCGCUACCAGAUGCUCUUCCGGCACAUGUUCUAUUGCAAGCACGUGGAGCGCCAGCUGUGCAACGUCUGGAUCAGCAGCAAGGCGGCCAAGCAGAGCUCGUUGCACUCUUCGAAAUGGUUUGCGGGGGCGUUCACUCUCCGCCAGAGGAUGCUGAACUUUGUGCAGAACAUCCAGUACUACAUGAUGUUUGAAGUGAUGGAGCCCACCUGGCACCUGCUGGAGAAGAAUCUCAAAUCGGCCUCCAACAUUGACGAUGUCUUGAGUCAUCACACCAGCUUCCUUGACAACUGCUUGAAGGACUGCAUGCUCACCAACCCGGAGCUGCUGAAGAUCUUCUCCAAAAUGAUGUCUGUUUGUGUCAUGUUCACCAACUGUAUGCAGCGAUUCUCUCACAGCAUGAAGCUGGAUAAUGAACUGGGACGGUUGACAGUGGAGCACGGGACCAUGAGGGGCCCCCCCACAGAGCAGGAGCUGGAGGAGGAAUCCACGCGGAAGCUUCUGGCUAGUAAGCUCUUAGCAGAGCAUGCAGACUCCCUGCAGGUAACCUCUGGCUUUGAGGCAACAAUCAACAAGUUUGACAGCAAUUUCUCAGCCCAUCUCCUGGACCUUCUGGAUAAGCUGAGCAUCUACAGCACCAAUGACUGUGAGCACAGCAUGAUCAACAUCAUCUACAGGUUGGACUUCAACGGCUUCUACACAGAGCGGCUGGAGCACAUGUCUGCGGAGCGGAGCCGGAAAGCCAUCGCGCAGGCGGCUCCUCCUGGCCCCAGGGCUGUGUUGGCUACAUAGGGAGCGACGUGAUUCCCCUUUUCCCAAGGGUCCUCCUUGGGGGGGUGGGGGUUGCAACGGGAGCUCUAUGUAAAUAUGCAGCGCUUCUGUAGUGUGGGCUUGUCACUCCACCAUGGAGAUGCCAAACAUGUCUGUGGUGGCAGUUGUGUUUGUGAGGGCUAUGUGGUUUUGAAGGUAUCCUCUUUUUAAGAAAAUACAACUUUAACUUAAAAUGUGCAAUUCACUAUUUUAUGUAAAAAUAAAAUGAAUUUACAGGUG